UCAUUUUGGUUAGAGAAAAGUUGUAAAACAAUAGAUUUCAUUUAAUUUGGCGUUUUAAAGGGACUUCUUUUCCGUGAAUUAAAGAACUGUACGGUCACAGCUUUCCGCUUAAGGAUGUGCAAACUGUGAAGUCGUGAAAAUUGUAACCAGUGCGUUCGGGCCAGCAGAGAAUCGAUCGUUCGAGAGGACUGUAGAAAAAAUUGAUGGGUGUUUUGAUCGGUGGCGUAGCGAAGGUGCGAUUAUUAUGCGAUGCAAUCAAGGGCAAGACGUCGUUACGGUGCUGACGAUACGGGUGACUCAUUUGCUGUAAUAACGAUCGGUGCCGACGGGCAGGUUGCGACAAACAACGGUGGCCAUCAGCGCAAGGAAGAGGAUCUGCCAGAAAAGCCCAAGUAUCCACCACCGAGUGCAGCGACCAGCUGGUUGCCUUCGAUAUCGCAGCGGAUCUUUGCCUCCGUUGCACCGACUCCGACGAAACCCGAACCGCGUAACGCCUGGAACGAUCCACAGCAGAAGGCGGUCGGCAACAAUCAUCAAGGCGGUGGAUUUUGGGGACAUUCCAACAACGGCGACGCUGCUGCUGCGCCCUACGACGAAGACGACGAUCUUUUCAGCAAGGAAAACCUAGUGCCGGAAUUCACGAUGACGGCGCGCGAUCGAUCCGGCGAGUUCGCAAGUGCGAUCCGCUCGCUGCAAGGCCGGAACAUUCAACGGGCAGUGAACUUGAAAGACCCGCGGAAAGCGAAACACAUGCAGAGCUAUGCCGAGUUUAUGAUGAUUGCCAAGCACAUUGGCAAGAACAUUGCCAGCACGUAUACAAAAUUAGAGAAAUUGACUUUGUUGGCAAAGAAAAAGACCCUUUUCGACGAUCGACCGGCGGAAAUUCAGGAACUAACGUACAUCAUCAAAGGUGACCUGAACUCACUCAACCAACAGAUUGCCCGCCUACAGGAAGUGUCGAAAUCGCAACGAAAGUCCACCAACGGCAAACAUUUGCUGUCACAUUCCUCCAACAUGGUCGUUGCGCUGCAAGCCAAGCUGGCCAACAUGAGUUCCGACUUCAAGCAGGUGCUGGAGGUGCGAACGGAAAAUUUGAAGCAGCAAAAAACACGCCGUGAUCAGUUCAGCCAAGGUCCGAUGACCGGUGGACUGCCUCCGUCGACGAUGCGAGGGUCAACACAAGGAAGUCUCUUGUUGCAGGAACAGCAAGAUCAGGUCUGCAUCGACAUGGGUUCCGGGUCGGCAUCGGGUGGUCCCGGAUCCGAGCGGGUUCCCCUAUUGCAGCAACAGCAGCAACUGGUGCUGUACGACGAAUCGGACAGUUACGUGCAGGAGCGAGCGGAAACUAUGCAAAACAUCGAGAGUACGAUCGUCGAGCUUGGAGGAAUCUUUCAGCAGCUCGCGCACAUGGUGAAGGAGCAGGAAGAGAUGGUCGAGCGGAUCGAUAGCAACCUGCAGGAUGUCGAAUUAAAUGUUGAAGCCGCGCACGGGGAAAUCCUGAAAUACUUCCAGUCCGUCACGAAAAACCGCUGGCUGAUGAUCAAAAUCUUUGGCGUUUUGAUACUAUUUUUCAUCUUCUUCGUCAUUUUCCUGGCGUAGGAGACCGUUCCGAACUCGAAGCUUCUUUGCGUACUGCGAUCUUUCUCAUUUCACCACCAACCGGCUCAGUCGCGUAGGCAGCGUUGGCUUGGUAUGAUUUUAUUUUCCUGUUUCGUACCUUUCCCUCUCAACCAAACUCCGUUGUGUAUCGUCUAGGAAAACAUCUAGGUAGGCUUUGCUUAGCAAUUUAAGAUGGGUAACAGCAGCUUGCGAAGGAUAGGUCUGGAAGGGGGAAAAGGAUUGUAUUAAUUGUUUGUAUAUAACACAUUGAACCCAUAGAACAUUGUCCCACGGGAGCAAAAAUAUAUGCCUAUACGAGAAUUUUAAAAGUCACGGCCUUGGCUUGAAUCAAAACACACCAACGGUUUGGGUUUGAUUUUAGUCCAUUUAUUUAAACUUUAAUAAAUUUAAUGUCAUUAUCAGCA
Molecule: messenger RNA, 2024 nt
Organism: Anopheles coustani
Lineage: Eukaryota; Metazoa; Arthropoda; Insecta; Diptera; Culicidae
Gene: Syx5
Product: syntaxin-5
Exons: 3
Coding region: 250-1599 (449 amino acids)
Biological process (GO): intracellular protein transport; vesicle fusion; endoplasmic reticulum to Golgi vesicle-mediated transport
Cellular component (GO): endomembrane system; Golgi membrane; SNARE complex
Molecular function (GO): SNARE binding; SNAP receptor activity
Source: RefSeq, a predicted model, not a curated record